Aureobasidium pullulans EXF-150 is the source of this 1380-nucleotide messenger RNA. RefSeq lists its product as uncharacterized. Lineage: Eukaryota; Fungi; Ascomycota; Dothideomycetes; Dothideales; Saccotheciaceae. The record is from RefSeq and is a predicted model, not a curated record. The annotation marks the transcript as partial. The transcript has 2 exons.
ACCUUCGGUGUUGAGCUCGAGUGCAUCGGGUUCACCCCUUCUAGCAGUCCCAAAAGUGCGACGCAACUUUGCAGUGAGAUCCUACAACAGAAGGUCUUGCUACCUUGCAAGUAUAAGUGUGAGAGAGGCGUACACGAGUGGCAUUUGCCAGUCCGCGAGGAGGUCGUAGCCGAGAAGUCGAUCUCAACAUCAUCCUUCUUGGCUUGGGAGAUCCAGAGGGAUACGAGCAUCAGGCUCAACGACCAGGAGCAGGAGGCUGUCGAUCGCACAGCAUACAAUAACGGGGCUGCCUACAGCGAACCAGACUCAGAAUUCGAGGACAUCGAGCUGGUCUCGCGAGUGCUGAGUUUCGACCAACCUACCCCUUGUCCUAGAGGUCAGGUUUACCCCUGUACCAAGGAGCCUUUUGAGUGGCAGUGGAGAGAGGAGAUCAUAGCCAUCCUCGAAGCACUUCAGAAGGGGUUUAGCAAGCCUGGCUAUCGCAUCAUAGUCAACGGUUCCACUGGACUGCACGUCCACCUUGGCCAUGGCCCUCAGGGCUUCAGGCUUGAUACCGUCAAGGGGAUUGUUGGCGGUUUCGUGGCUUUUGAGCGUUGUCUUGACAGCAUUAUGCCUGUCAACCGCAUCUUGGGCCACAUGGACUCAAAACUGCUGUACGGUAACGUAAUCACUCCUGACUGGCUAGACGCAACCCAAGGUACCGCUGCCAAAGGUUCCUGGCUCGACGCCCCUCAAAAAGUAUUCGUACAUGAAUGGGACGGCACAAUACCUACUUGCCCUGUUGAUCCCGCAAAAGCAAGUCAGAACAUCAAAAACCUCCUACUCAGCUAUAACAUACCUGCCUGGCUUCAGAUGAUCAAGGACAUGGAGACACUACAAGAGAUCAAAGCACUAGGAGAUCUCCAUCGCAGCUCUGUCAACCUCGAGAACCUGCAUGAGCCUGAUCCAAAUGUCACCAAGAACACCGUCGAGAUACGCGUGCACGCCGGCAGCCUUGAUGCCGUGGAAAUAACCUCCUGGAUCGAUUUGCUAGGGUCACUGGCCCAUCAUAUUGAGAGUACUCCCUCGGAUGAGUGGUUUCAAUAUCUCAACACAAUCUGGGCACAGCCAAAGUAUACUCUGGUCGAUCUGUGCCAUCGCAUCAACGCUACGGAAGAUACUGUCCACCACUACACCGAUGUUCUCCUGACCCCUGACUAUGCAGAGCGCCGCUGUGCCCGCUACACUUCCGGUGCUCAUAACCCUCCUGACAGUCUUAACACCCUGACCCACUGCAUCGAAGCAAACCGUCUUGUCCUCUCCUCCACACACGCCGUUCUCGAUUGUAUGACUCAAAAGCUCGCAUCAGGACUCUACGGUCAAUUUCCCCUAGCCUUCUUA